CCGCCGCUCCAAACCCCUGCCGUUGCCGAUCGGGCGUCCGAGCUUGCGGCGAACUGGUAGCAUCCGGCCAGCGGGAGCAGGCGGCGGCCGGAUCGCUCCGGGAGCGGAGAUCUGCGCCGGAUCGGGGACCACUAACCCCUAAACCCUCGCGAUCCGCGCCGGAUCGCCGGUGCUGCGCGGAGGCGGGACCGCGAGCUCCGAUCCGCGGCGUGGGCAGAUCCGCGGCAUGGACUCCUCCGUCGAGAAGGGGAGCGGAUCGCUGGAUCCGGACGGGCGCGCGGCGGCGUCCGGGAACCCCAAGGCCUGCACCGACUGCUACGCCACCAAGACGCCGCUCUGGCGCGGCGGGCCCGAGGGACCCAAGUCGCUGUGCAACGCGUGCGGGAUCCGGUACAGGAAGAAGCGGCGGGAGGCGCUGGGGCUGGACGGGCCCAAGAGACGGGAGCCUGUGGCGGCGGCGGACGCGGCCUGCGCGGAGGACGCCGGCGGUGAGGAGGAGGAAGAAGACGAGGAGCAGCAGCAGCAGCCGGAGACGACGAAGAAGAGCAAGCGCGUGGGGCCGUGGGGCAAGGUGACGGUGGAGCUGCGCAUGGUGGGGUUCGGCAAGGACGCGGUGCUCAAGCAGCGGCGCCGGAUGCGGCGCAAGAGGCGCCUCGGCGAGGAGGAGAAGGCCGCCAUCCUACUCAUGGCGCUCUCCUCCGGCGUCAUCUACGCCUCCUGAGAUCCCCGACCACCAACAAGCCAAGAUCCAAGAGGAACCAAAGGCGCGCGGCAUCAGAAGAUGAGAGCAGAUCGAGUAGCUACCCUGUUUUUCCUGGUACUGUUGCUUAGUUUUUCCGGCUAAUUAGUUGAUAUAAGCGGCGAGUUAAUAAUGGAUGGUGAUGCAGCAGCAGUAGCUGCUCAUCUGUUCUUGCCUAAGUAGCUGUGAUGUUACUGGUACUAGUAGUAGUAUGUUAGCUUGUAGUAGUGACAUUGCAAUGUAAGAAGAAGUUUAUGAUCA
Molecule: messenger RNA, 1000 nt
Organism: Lolium perenne
Lineage: Eukaryota; Viridiplantae; Streptophyta; Magnoliopsida; Poales; Poaceae
Biological process (GO): regulation of DNA-templated transcription
Molecular function (GO): sequence-specific DNA binding; zinc ion binding
Source: RefSeq, a predicted model, not a curated record